AAGAAAUGCAAUAUAUUAAUAUUCACAGUUUCUACUCUGUAUUAGAAUGAUAUAUGGUCAAUUUAAUGUUAUAGCUGUCACGAAUUUUAAAUGUUAAUAUGCAUAGAAUCUGGAUAUAUUAAAAAAUAUGAAAAUAAUUAAAGUAUGAAGUAAAAUAUGAAAUUAAUUUUAUUAAAAAGAAACAAAAAUUCUCGAAAAUUUAAAAAACAAUAUGGUCACAUAACUAUGUCACAAUCACAAUGAAAACCUACUGAAUAACUUUAUGUCUGUCUUAUUUGUAAGGAAUAUUGCUAAGUAUAUCGUCAGAAAUGUCCAAAUUUCUAUUUAAAUCAAUUAGAUUGUUUUUAAUUAAGAAUAACAGUAACGUAAAUCAGUAUGUUCAAAAUUUUAGCAAAAGUUUUAUGGAUGAUGCAGACAGGAAGGAAAAGAAAAGAAAGACUCAAAGGAUUCCCAAAAUUACACUUAUACAUACAGAUAAAUCUAUUUCUGUUAUUUCAUUAGAGGACGCAGAAAAAUUAGCUAAAAGGCGAAAUCUUGAGUUAAUACAUGUAUCAAAUACAUCUAAAAGUGGUAGAAGUGUUUAUGAACUUGAACAUUUUUCAAAGAUUGGCAAGAUUACAAGCGAUGUAGCAGAAACACAUAAAAAUGGACAGAAGAUAAAGUCUGCUAAGCUAUUUACUAUAAAACAGAAUAUUACGAAUUAUGAUUUAAAUAUAAAAAUUAAUAAUAUUAACAAAACGUUAAAAAGAAAUUAUAAGGCUAAAAUACUUUUUUCCCACUCUAAGGGGCUUCAAGAAGAGGUGAUAGAAGAAGUGAAACAAAAGAUACAGGGAAUUAUCUUAGAAACACAGAAGAGAAAAGAUGAUACUAUACUUGUAUAUACUCCUUUAUUAAAAGAUGGAAAUAUUUCUUCAAAUGAAGAUGUUAAUGAUAAGUAAUGUACUGAAAAAGUGGGAAAAUUAAUAAAAUCCUUCAUAAUUUUAUAUGACAGUAUAUUCUAAUAAAUGAUAAAUUAAAAAUUAUUGUAUCAUAUAUGGAUUUGUCUUGUAAAAUUGUGUAACAUAAAUGAAUACUAUGUACAUAGGACAAGUUAAAAUAUAUAAUAUAGUAAUUCUCAAUUAUGCAGUUCAAAGUAUUGGACAACAAAAUGGACAAUAAUUUUAUGUAUAGAAUUAGAAUAUUUUACAUCUUUAAUACUAAAAUGAGAUUCAAAACUACUGAUUUUCAAAUCAAAAUGGUUUCUUACAUAUAUAUAUAUUACACUAUAUAUUAUAUAUAUAGUAAAACAUACUGUAACAGUACUUAACUAUUCAAUAAAAUAAAAUAUUAUGCUUAUAGUAAAAUGUAUUAUUAACAUCAAUUAUACUGCCUAAGAAACCAGAACUUUCUCGAAUUUAGGAUAUUUAUUAAGUGAUCCUUUUAGAUUAUACAGAGAGUCUCAUUUCAAAUACGAAUCCAGAAGAAGAAGAAAGCGGGAUUGUUUUGUCACUUUCAGUAUUUUAAGAACACGAGUUUUUGCAAGAAUUUGAUUAAAAGUGAUGAAAACUAUAUCGAUAUCUUAUCUCACUUAUAUUAAUAUCAUAUCGAUAUAAAAGUUAUUAAAUUUAGUAGUUUUAAAUGAUUGGGUAUUAUCAUUGAACUUUAGGAAGAUAUACACGGUAUUUUGCCGCCAAACGGCUAUUGCUUGCCUAACUCGUCGAUAUCGCAGCUAUAUGUAAUCGUAUCGGUACAUAAUAUUGUCUGAGAAGUUCUUUAUAAUUUUGCUAUUAUAUAGUGUCUAAGAAUACAUACAUAUAUGAAAAAAAUCGAACAUUUUGCGUAUAAAAAGUGAAUUCAUCGGAUCGCAUGAGCAAUGGCGCCAUGGGGCGGAAAAUCGUGUGUUUCGUCGCAACAAAAACUUGCACUUUU
Molecule: messenger RNA, 1908 nt
Organism: Bombus impatiens (common eastern bumble bee)
Lineage: Eukaryota; Metazoa; Arthropoda; Insecta; Hymenoptera; Apidae
Gene: mIF3
Exons: 3
Coding region: 309-938 (209 amino acids)
Biological process (GO): translational initiation
Source: RefSeq, a predicted model, not a curated record